AUGCAAGCCGGAAAUAUUUCUGAGCAUUUUUUGCUUAUGAGAAUGAACAGGCAACCGACUUAUUGUGCUAUCUGUAAUAAGGCUGAUGGUGGCUUUAAUUAUGGGGCUUCCUGCUGCAAUUCUUGUAAGAUGUUCUUCCGUCGCGCCGCCCAGCAUCCCAAUUUUCCAACUCACUGCAAAAAUACGAACCCCUGUGUCGGAUGUCGAUUCUGCCGAUAUCAACGUUGUCUAGCAGCCGGAAUGGUUUGGAAAGAUCCGACUCCCGUUAUGAGAGACAUUACUCCAACCAUUAAACAUUUGGCGAAGCUGGACAACCAUCGGCAAAACGUGUUUCUUAACUAUGUGGCAAUGGACAACUUGACUUUGGAUGAGCUCAUUGAAUCGAAUUCGGUGAAUUAUACACUAAAACAACAUGGAGUGCAACUGGACGUUUUCAAUUGGGCAACUUUGAAGCACACAACUAGCGUUGUCUUCAUGAAAAGUUUCGAUUUUGUUCCGUUACUUGAUUCAGAAGAUUUGAAGGUCUAUGUCAAGCAAAUGUAUAAGCCGUUCAUGAUGUUUUGCACUGCAAUGAGAUGUUAUACAAAUCGCAGAGAAUGUGCUGAGUUUCCAGAAGGACUUGAUAUUCUUCCUCAACAGCUUACAAGUCAAUUUAUAAACUGCCCUGAAGUUUUGCUGAAGGUUAGAUGUCCAAUUGUGAAUCGCCUCAAGGAGCUGAACAUUAUCUAUGAAGAAUUUCUAAUGGUCACUGCUAUAUUCAUUUGUAAUCCAGUUUCAUCGAAGCUAUCCCCAAACGGCCAGACUAUAAUCAGCAGAUCCCAAAAGAAAUACGCCUCGAUCCUCAUGCAGUACUGCCUUAUCAAAUAUCAAAAUAGUGGACCUUCAAGAUUCUCGGAUCUUCUCUCACUAUUUGACACAAUCAACAACACUGCUAAGAAUUUGGAUAACGUUUUGAUUCAAACUUUUGGAACAUUUCAACCCAAACGUCAAAAAGUUUUUGACGACAUGAUGAAGGCGGUUUUGGAAUAA
Messenger RNA from Caenorhabditis briggsae, 1029 nucleotides. Lineage: Eukaryota; Metazoa; Nematoda; Chromadorea; Rhabditida; Rhabditidae. Gene Ontology annotation, molecular function: zinc ion binding; DNA-binding transcription factor activity; sequence-specific DNA binding. The transcript is spliced from 3 exons. Gene Ontology annotation, biological process: regulation of DNA-templated transcription. The record is from RefSeq and is a predicted model, not a curated record. Bases 1 to 1029 code for a protein of 342 amino acids.